UUUAAUUGAGGUCGGAGAUGUUUCUUGUCGUCUUUCAAGCGGUCACACUGGUCGAUGGGGCAAAAACAAACGAUUUGUGAAUAUGCCAAAUUACCAGGAUAUUUAGCGUAAUUGGGCCUUAUCUGCGUGGACCAUGGACAUAGGCACUAUCGAGUUGAGCGUGGAGGCGCUGAUUGGAUCCUUGCUGGCCCUCAGUAUCCUCUUUGCCUUCUGCCGCAGCCUGCUUUCCGAGGACUUUGUGAGCACCUUCAAAACACGUCACAGCUGGAAAUCAAUAAAAGUCUUGGAACAGGCCUGCUUCUGCAACGUGUGCGAGAUCCUGCUAACCCCCUCCGCAGGACUCUUUUGCGACUGCUGUGGACUGUGCACCCAUGCCACGCCCCCUUGCCAGCGGAGGGCGGACAGGGAGUACCGGUGCAAGGACAAGUGGUUGCGCAACGAGUCCACCGUGCGGCACUUGUGGGUGCAUGGGAAUCUGCCUAUGGGAGUGCAUUGUGCCGCCUGCAACGAGGAGGUGGAUCACCAUGUCAGCACCGAUCCGGGAUUAUACGGAUGGCGAUGUGCCUGGUGUCAGCGGUGCUACCAUAACGAUUGCUACACCCGCGCUGACUCCAAGGAAGCCUGCGACUUGGGCGAGUUCAAGGACAUGAUCUUCCCGCCCUACUGCUUUGUGGCCGCCCGAACAAGAGAUUCGAUGCGGCUCCACUUGGCCAGCAUUACGCCGCCAGACAUCGAGAACUGGGAGCCGCUUAUUGUGAUCGCCAACACCAAGUCGGGCAGCAGUACGGGUGCCAAUGUGUUGUCCCUGCUGCGCGGUUACCUGCAUCCACUGCAGGUGAUGGAACUGGGCUCGAGGGGUCCGCAGGACGCCCUGCAGUGGGCCGCCAAAGCCAGUCCUCGCCCGUGUCGCAUACUGGUGGCCGGCGGCGAUGGCACCAUCGGUUGGGUGCUCAAUACAAUCUACACGCUGAAUAUCAAGCCCCAGCCCUCGGUGGCCAUCAUGCCGCUGGGCACCGGCAACGAUUUGUCGCGAGUUCUGGGCUGGGGAGCAGAGCCGCCCUCUGUUCUCGAUCCGGUGAAGAUCCUUAGAAGCAUACGGCGAGCCCGCUCCGUGAAUCUCGACCGCUAUGACCUGCAAAUAGAGAAACUGCACUAUCGACUGCCCAUUCAGAGGCAUCCCACGAAGACGAUUCAUGUGUACAACUAUUUCAGUGUAGGUGUGGAUGCGUAUAUCACUUACAACUUCCACAAGACGCGCGAAUCUCGAUUCUAUCUGCUCAGCAGUCGAAUAUUCAAUAAGCUGCUGUACUUUACCUUCGGAACGCAACAGGUGAUGCAACCUGGCUGCGAACACAUCGAGGAGAAGCUGACCUUGUAUCUGGACAACAAGCCAGUGCAACUGCCUGAGCUGCAGGCGCUGGUGUUCCUAAAUAUCGACUCAUGGGGAGCUGGCUGCAAGCUCUGCGAGCUAAGCAACGCCAAUGGGGAAGUGCGCAUCGUAAACUCCAUCUCCGAUGGUAUGAUGGAGGUGUUUGGCAUUGUUUCCUCUUUCCACAUUGCCCAACUGCAGUGCAAUAUAAGCAAACCAGUGCGAAUUGGCCAAGCCAAGCAAAUAAGGCUACAAGUCAAGGAAACCGUGCCAAUGCAGGCGGAUGGCGAACCCUGGAUGCAGAGUCCAGCGGAUAUUCGCCUUUCCUCGCGCAGUCAGGCCCGCGUCCUCAAGCUGGCUGCAACCUGAACGUAAUAGCUAAUACAGAAUAGAAUCCCUUAUGUGCCAGUCCCUAAUCUCAAAGUACUUAACCUGGAACCUCAAUGUAUACUUAAUCGAAUUCGGUUAGCAUGGCAAGCAAAGACACCCUAGUGGAGAACCGAAACUAGUCGAAAAAUACACGCAAUCGCAUUUGAUUGGCAAUAAUUCGCUUUUAUUAA
Molecule: messenger RNA, 1929 nt
Organism: Drosophila mauritiana
Lineage: Eukaryota; Metazoa; Arthropoda; Insecta; Diptera; Drosophilidae
Gene: Dgkepsilon
Product: diacylglycerol kinase epsilon
Exons: 4
Coding region: 134-1738 (534 amino acids)
Molecular function (GO): ATP-dependent diacylglycerol kinase activity
Source: RefSeq, a predicted model, not a curated record